UAGUUGAAGCGGGGACGGAACAGCAGUCCCGUGCAGAAUUCUCUUGUGUGUGUACCUGGGUGUGACAGUGCGAGGGAGAAUCGGAGAAGACGAGCGCGAGAGAUGAUAAGGGCGGCGUCUCCGCGGCCUCCGUCCGCCGUGCAGCUACGCAGCUCCGCCGCCUCCUCCUCCUCCGCGUGCCCCUUCAGGGCCAGGGGGUCCGGAAGUAGGGUCGCGGCGACAGGUGGGAGGAGGAGGAACGCCAUCUCCUGCUGCGCGUCUGACGACCGGGAGGGGGCCCGCGGCGCGGCGGCUCCGGCUCCGGUUCCCACGGCUCCUUCCGACGGAUCGAUACAGCUCUACUCCCAGAUCGAGAAGGUGAUCACGGAGGCGGCGAAGCAGUCCAACCAGGGUUGGAGCUCCACCGGAGAUUGGACCGAAAUCGAGGGGGCGUGGGUGUUGAGGCCCAAGUCCUCGGAGCCCUCGUUUGUCGUUCAUUUCAUUGGUGGGAUUUUCGUCGGGGCCGCGCCACAGGUCACGUACCGCUACUUCCUCGAGCGUCUCGCAGACAAGGGAGCUUUGGUGAUUGCUACACCAUAUGCUAGUGGCUUCGAUCAUUUCUUCAUCGCAGACCAAGUUCAAUUUAAGUUUGACAGGUGCUUGAGAAACUUGGUAGAACCUGUAAAUGACCUUCCCACAUUUGGUGUUGGACACUCGCUGGGAUCCGUCAUCCAUCUUCUGAUUGGAUCAAGAUAUGCUGUGCAGCGAAGUGGAAACAUACUGAUGUCAUUCAAUAACAAGGAGGCAAGCCUGGCGAUUCCAUUAUUUUCACCUGUAAUCGUUCCCAUGGCACAGAGUUUUGGCCCAAUAUUAUCCCAGCUGACAUCAUCUCCAACAAUUCGUUUUGGGGCUGAAGCGGCUAUUAAGCAAAUUGAGAAUCUAGGCCCUCCUGUUGUUAAGCAACUUCUUCCCUUAAUUCAACAACUUCCUCCACUGUAUAUGGACUUGGUAAAGGGCCGAGAAGACUUCAUCCCAAAACCAGAGGAGACACGCCGGCUGAUAAAAUCCUACUACGGAAUAUCUCGAAAUCUCCUAGUAAAGUUCGAAGAUGACCAAAUUGAUGAAACCUCUAUCAUUGCACAAGUGCUAAGCUCUGAAUCUGCCAUUAGCUCACAGCUUGAUAUGUCGAUUCGCUCACUUCCUGGGGAUCAUGGCCUUCCAUUGCAACAGGUACUUCCUGACGUUCCACCAGGAAUGGCUGAUGCAGUGAGCCGUGGAGGUGAACUCCUGGCAAAUCUCACAACAGGCACACCAUGGGAGGCUGUUGCUAAGGAGGUAGGUACCACUUUUGGCACUGACUCUGGCGUUCUGCGAACACAAGUACCCGAGGAUGUCAAUGCACUUGUGGAUGUAAUUGUUUCAUGGGUAGCUUCAAAUUCUGGCCCCAAACUACUUCGUUCAUGACCACCCACAAUGCUUGGGGAUGUAAAUAACAGUGUAGAACUGCGGGGUUUACUGACUACUGACGAAUUAUGAGUAAUGGAAAUUUUGGAUCGCAUGUCAGGGCUAUAUUUUAAUUGCCGAGAUUCAUA
Molecule: messenger RNA, 1571 nt
Organism: Triticum aestivum (bread wheat)
Lineage: Eukaryota; Viridiplantae; Streptophyta; Magnoliopsida; Poales; Poaceae
Exons: 10
Coding region: 103-1443 (446 amino acids)
Source: RefSeq, a predicted model, not a curated record